UCAACAUGUGAAAGUUUUGAUGAAUUGAAAAUCUUUCAAAAUUUUUUUCAUUAUUAUUUCGCGUUAAUUACCGUCCUUUAAAUUGACAAUUAGUAUAUCGAAUAAGAUGGCCAAUAAUAUAGUACAAUAUGUCAUUGUAAGAGGUGAUUUAAAAUGGCCAACCGGUGCUCUAAUUGGUCAAGGUUGUCAUGCAUCAGUAGCUGCUGUUUACAAAUAUUUGAAUGAGCCAGAAACUAUAGAAUAUAUGGCUAAUUUGGAUCGUAUGACUAAAUUGGUUUUAAAAGCCGAAUCCGAAGAACAAAUAUUAAAAACAAGUGGAUUGUUGACGGCCAGCAAAAUAAAACACUACGUGUGGCGUGAACAGCCUGAAAAUUUUGUUACAUCAUUGGCAACGGCGCCUUAUGACCGGGAUAUUCUUCGACCAUUGCUAAAAGACUAUAAACUUUUUCGUUGAUUUAGAAAAAUGUUUUUUUUAUUAAAAUUCAAUUAUGAAAAAAAGAUUAUUAUAUCAGUAUAAUUAUAA
This is a messenger RNA of Dermatophagoides farinae (American house dust mite), 523 nucleotides long. RefSeq names its product putative peptidyl-tRNA hydrolase PTRHD1. The record is from RefSeq and is a predicted model, not a curated record. NCBI's taxonomy places the organism in Eukaryota, Metazoa, Arthropoda, Arachnida, Sarcoptiformes, Pyroglyphidae. Gene Ontology annotation, molecular function: peptidyl-tRNA hydrolase activity.